Messenger RNA from Phytomonas sp. Hart1, 1074 nucleotides. The record is from the annotation of a GenBank genome assembly. Lineage: Eukaryota; Euglenozoa; Kinetoplastea; Trypanosomatida; Trypanosomatidae.
AUGCCCCAAUCAGGUGCUAUUACAGUGAAGGAGCGACCCCCCUACGACAUUGGAAGCCUGCUAAAGGUAUACUACAACUUUAUUUCGUCCUUUAGAGAAACCAAACCUAUGCUAACUGACUCCACCGAGACAUUCCUUGUUGGGUUGGAAAAAUAUACGGGCACUAACACUGAAGGGUAUAUAACGGAGGGGACGCAACGACUGCUGUACUUUUCCUACCGAAAUUGUUUUAGCCAACUGCCUAACGGUAGCACGACGGAUUCCGGCUGGGGAUGUCUAUUGCGCACUGGGCAAAUGGUCCUUGGACAAAUCCUUAUGCGGUACAAUGCUCACUGCACUUCAGUCAUACCAACCGCUGAGGUCGAAAAAGUACGACAACAGACUCAGUUGUUGUUUAUGGAUACACCAACCGCCCCUUUUAGUAUACAUCAGUUAGAGAUGGAGGCGCAUAAAUUUGGGAUUUCUUAUGGGACGUGGCUCUCACCUACACAGGCCUGUAGAGCAAUGUAUGCUACCCUUCUCAAGUACUACACGGAGAACGGUGCCGGCCCUUAUCCGUACUGUAGCAUUGAUCGAAACAUUGCCAUACAACCAAUUCUGUCAAUUUUAGAACGCUCAGGACCUGUUGCAUUGUUUAUACCUGUAGCCCUCGGUAUUGGGAAAAUUGGGGAGAAGUACAAAAAAGCACUACUAUGCUGCCUAAAAAUGAAGUCCCUAUGUGGCAUUGCAGGGGGCCAUCGGCAGGCUUCAUACUAUUUGUGUGGUUGCCAGGAACGGAAAGUGUUUUACUUAAAUCCGCAUUAUAUACAAGGGGCCUAUGUUUCUAAAAGGACUGCGGGAAAACUUGUUGGAAGUUUGAAUACAAUCAGUAUUGACAAACUUGAUCCAUGCAUGUUGUUUGGGUUUUACAUUUCGAGCAAGGAAGGGUUCAAUGAUUUUCUCGAAGAUCUUCAGGAGAUGAACUCUUUUUUAUUAUUUCCACUAAUUACUGUGACGAAUAGUGGUUCUGAAGAUGAAAUGGCCCUUGGAAAAGAUGAAAAGCUGAUGGACAUAGAAUAUGAAGAUAAAUAUUGA